GGUGAGUGACUUCCCAAAAUUGCCGUAGAACUCCGAGGCCGACAUGGGCAUUCAACGCUGAGCCACGAUGCCACCCCCAGCCCCACAAGCGCACAGAGGCGCCCCACAGUUAGUGGUGGGGUUCUUUUCUGCCGGGCGGACAGAAUUUCAGCAGCGCAUGCAACCAUAUCGACGAACACCAGGGCCUCGCAAGCCGGUGACCUCGAAUACCACCAUUUCUUUCUUAGAAAGGCCCUCAAUUGAUUACGAAUUUGCGGUAUUAAACAGGAAGGGUCGAAACCGCACAAUUCACAAUGGCGUCCCAAGAACGGAGCAUGCCGUUCAUCAAGAACCUCGCCUCGAGCGACCGCAAAAUCCGCACCUCGGCCCUCGCCUCCCUGCACGCCUUCCUCUCCGCGCGGCAGGUCGCCUCGGCGCUCACCCCGCUCGACGUGCUCAAGCUGUGGAAGGGCCUCUUCUACGCGCUGUGGAUGUGCGACCGCGCCGUGCCGCAGCAGAACCUCUGCGGCGAGCUGGCCGACCUCAUCUACGUCCUCCCGCGCGACGCCGUCGUGCCCUGGCUGCGCGGCUUCUGGGCGACCAUGUCGCGCGAGUGGACCGGCGUCGACGUGCUGCGCAUGGAGAAGUUUCUGCUCCUCGUCAGGCGGGUCGUCGGGGCGGGGUUCAAGUGGAUGAGGAAAGGGAGCGGGAGCGAGGGGAGUAAGAAGAAGGCGAAGGGGGGUUCGGAUUGGGACGCGAGCAAAGUGGACGACUUGGUGGGGCUGCUGGGUGAGUGGCCGCUUGCGCUCGAAGAGGAGGCGCGGAUAGAGCAGGUCGCCGACGAGAAAGAGGAGGAGGGCGCCCAAAUAGACCAGAAGAUUCCGGCAGGGUUAAGGCUGCAUGUUCUGGAUGUUUGGGUCGACGAGGCGGAGAAGGCGGGCUUGCUGGAGGAUGAGGACAAGGAUGCGGCGCAGAUCGUCCAGAGGAUUUCGGAUCAGAUCGAUGCGCUCGAGGAGGCGACGACCAGUCCGGCUGUGCGGGUCAGGUCAAAGGAGUCACUGGCUGAUGAACGUCUCCCUGGAAACAGGAAACCGGAAUCCGAGGCUCAGGCAGACGAUGACACAGAGAACGCCGAGGGCGAUGGCGGUGAUUGGGGCGGUUUUGAUGACUAGACAACGCGUUGAACCGCACUGUCCAUGCGUACCGUUGAUUUCCUGACUACCUGGGUAGUCUAUGCUGUCUGGCUUGAGCUAGUAAAAUACCCAUGAUCCGGAAACACGAAGACAAUUAUCAUACAAUAUAGAUGGUCUAUUUAUGUCUAAA
This is a messenger RNA of Chaetomium fimeti, 1302 nucleotides long. Its product is annotated as nucleolar protein,Nop52-domain-containing protein. The record is from RefSeq and is a predicted model, not a curated record. Lineage: Eukaryota; Fungi; Ascomycota; Sordariomycetes; Sordariales; Chaetomiaceae. The transcript has 2 exons. Gene Ontology annotation, biological process: rRNA processing. Gene Ontology annotation, cellular component: nucleus; preribosome, small subunit precursor. Bases 294 to 1151 code for a protein of 285 amino acids.